Agrilus planipennis (emerald ash borer) is the source of this 653-nucleotide messenger RNA. RefSeq names its product 40S ribosomal protein S12, mitochondrial. NCBI's taxonomy places the organism in Eukaryota, Metazoa, Arthropoda, Insecta, Coleoptera, Buprestidae. Gene Ontology annotation, biological process: translation. The record is from RefSeq and is a predicted model, not a curated record. The coding region runs from base 124 to 588 and encodes 154 amino acids. The transcript has 2 exons. Gene Ontology annotation, molecular function: structural constituent of ribosome. Gene Ontology annotation, cellular component: small ribosomal subunit; ribosome.
CAAAAAGUUUUUAGUAAAUUUAACUUUUUAACCUUAAAGUUUGACAAGUGUUUUCAUGAAUUUACUGAAGUAAUACUGUUACAAUUUAUUAAUUUAAUUGAGAACUACUGUGAAAAUUACAACAUGAAUGUUGUGAAACGGUAUUUAAGUACUUUCACCUCAAGUUUGAUAAAACUACCUAGUUUCAGAGUCACCCUAGUACCUGAAGUGAAGCCGUUUGUUUCAAUUUCCAACAGUAUUAGUCAAGAAAGAACCAUGGCAUCUCUUAAUCAAAUGCACAGAACAGGGCCUCAUAUUAAAAAACGAAAUCCUAGACGUCCCCUAGAUGGCAACCCUUUUAUGAAAGGAGUGGUACUCAAAACUCUUAUUAGAAAACCGAAAAAACCGAAUUCAGCGAAUCGUAAAUGCGUUCUCGUUCGUCUCACGAAUGGAAAAGAAAUGUUCGCGUAUGUGCCUGGAAUAGGACAUAAUUUACAGGAACACAAUAUCGUCCUCUGUCGGGUGGGAAGGCUACAGGAUACACCCGGUGUUAAAAUAAAAUGUGUACGUGGAAAAUACGAUUUAGGUCAUGUUAUACCAAAAAGAUAAUCCUAAAUAUUUAAUGUACCUAUGUUAGUGUACCAAUACAAAUAAUAAAUGUUUUUUUUGUUAAA